Messenger RNA from Erinaceus europaeus (western European hedgehog), 1043 nucleotides. Its product is annotated as la-related protein 1B-like. Gene Ontology annotation, molecular function: RNA cap binding. The record is from RefSeq and is a predicted model, not a curated record. The transcript has 5 exons. The coding region runs from base 113 to 745 and encodes 210 amino acids. NCBI's taxonomy places the organism in Eukaryota, Metazoa, Chordata, Mammalia, Eulipotyphla, Erinaceidae. Gene Ontology annotation, biological process: mRNA stabilization.
GGGGGUGGGACUUGGCGGGAGCCUCCCGGCCUCCAGUGCCAAUCUGGAGGUCUCCCCGGAAGCCACCGGAAGCGAGGACCAGCGCCAGGACCCCGCGCCUCUGUAGCCUGGCAUGUGGCCCAUGGACGCCAGAGCUCCGGGGUCCCGGACUGCCCCCAGCAGCGGUUCCGGGUCCUGGGCGCUGGCGGGGGGCUCUGGCUGCGCCCCCGCCCCGCUCCCCAGGCUGCAGCACCCCUCUCACGAGCUCUUGAAGGAGAACGGCUUCACGCAGCAGGUUUACCACAAGUACCACCGCCGCUGUCUGAGCGAGAGAAGAUGGCUGGGGGCCGGGCAGUCCCAGGAGAUGAACACGCUGUUCCGCUUCUGGUCCUUCUUCCUCCGCGACCACUUCAACAAGAAGAUGUACGAGGAGUUCCGGCAGCUGGCUUGGGAAGACGCCAAAGAGAACCACAGGUACGGCUUGGAAUGCCUGUUCAGGUUCUACAGCUAUGGGCUGGAGAAGAAGUUCCGGGAAGAGAUCUUUAAGGAUUUUCAGGAGGAGACCAAGAAGGAUUAUGAGUCGGGACAGCUGUACGGCUUGGAGAAGUUCUGGGCUUACCUGAAAUACUCGAGGGCCAAGAUGCUGUGUGUGGACCCCAAACUCCAGGAGUACCUCUAUGGCUUCAAGAGGCUGGAGGACUUCCGGGGGGAGGUAGGCUCCUCGCCCCGCCACCCCCCCCCCCCGCCACUUUCUUGGCUUCAGUGAUUGGCUUUUUAUUUUCUUCUAUUCUAUUUACUCAGGUAUGUAUCUAUUGGACAGAGACAGGAAGAAGUAGGGGGAGAGACAGAGAGCCACUGCAGCCCUGCUUCACUGCUCACGAAGCUUCCUCCCUGCAGCUGGGGGCUGCGGGUCUGAGCCCGCGUCCUGGCGCAUGGGAGCACGCGUGCUUGGCUAGGUGAGCCGCCGCCAGCUCCCACACUGUCCUGACACUGUCGGUGUCUGGUUUUGAAACCACUCGUCAGACCAGGUGCACAGCGGACUGUGACUCAGCUGACUGCACAGG